Linum trigynum is the source of this 3906-nucleotide messenger RNA. The record is from the annotation of a GenBank genome assembly. Lineage: Eukaryota; Viridiplantae; Streptophyta; Magnoliopsida; Malpighiales; Linaceae.
CUAAUAUUGCUCCGUUCCUCGCCACUGCCUUGCCGGCCACUGCCGCCGCAGCGAACUCCAAGCGGAAGAAGGAAUCUGCCGUUGCCCACCUUUUCGCCUCCCUCCAUUUUCAAUCCAAUUUCCGACACCACAAUCGACUAGCGUUGCAUGAGUGACCAACGACAACGAGAAGACCCAAUCCUCCUCUUCCCUCUACUUUCGCUUCCAGCCCCUGCCAUUCUUUAUCCCCAACAAUCACCGCCGCCCUUUCUCUCCUUAAUAGCUGAUGGUGCAAACUCAUCAAAUAUUAAUAAUAAUAAUAAAACUUAUAUAUAUAUAUGUGCUUCUCCAUGGCCAAGGUGAAGGAGUGGAAUCAAAAGCAGUAGAUAACAAUAGAUUUGAGAGUGGGAAAAGGUAGAGGAAGAAGGCAAUUCUAAUCAUUGCCCUUUCUCGCCAGCAGCGCAGCGGAAGCUAGGUAUUGCGGCGGCAACGGGCGGGGACUUUCAGGGCGAACGACGAUAUAUACGAGUAAGAAUCUAGGUCGAAUUUUCGUUAGAGAUUGGAAAUAUUCUUGGGAGCAAAAAAGUCGAAUUACCUAUUUUAGGGCGAUAAAUUUCAAAAAGGUAGGCGUUAAUUAGUAACUCCCGACCCGGUUUCCCGAGAUUGAGUAUACACGUGUUCCCUUUCGUUUUCCUCGAUAAAUCACGUGAUCCCUUUCAAGUCUUCCUCCUCGCCUUCCAUUAUUUAUCACGAAAUUAUUAUAAAAUCACUGGUUCACGAAUCUUCUUGUCUCGACUGUCGACUGAGCUCAAGCUUUUCGCCUAAUAGAAACUUCUGGGAAAGCUACCGUUUACCUUACUCGUCCACACAGAGAGUGAAAGAGUAAGCCGAGAAAGCCAUUAAAGGGGAAAGGAAAGCAACAAGUUCUUCUCUCUUCGUUCUCGCAGCCGGGAGUUGAAUCAGCCAGAAGGAAGGGAAAAAUGCCGAGCAGCUGCGCGAUCUUCUGCGAGAUCCUGAUAGCAAUCUUGCUCCCUCCGCUGGGAGUCUGCCUCAGGCAUGGCUGCUGCACCGUGGAGUUCUGCAUCUGCGUGCUGCUGACGAUUCUCGGCUACCUACCGGGGAUCAUCUACGCGCUGUACGCGAUCGUGUUCAUCAAUCGGGAGGAGUUCUUCGACGAGGCCAGGCGCCCUCUCUACUCCUCUAACUACUGAUGGGUAGAUGCUGACACUUUUAGCUUAAAAACAGCGAUCUGAAUCGUUUCAUUGCUGUUUCUGUAUGUGUAAUGUGUAUUUCCAUUUCCUGUUGUAGACUCCUUUGAAAAUUUGGAUGUUAAUGAAGCUCUCAAUUGGUUAAACCUGCUUGAAUCUAUCGCGGAAGGAACAAUUGCGUGGCUGCUUUCUUGAAUUGGUUUGUUCUUCUUUUGUUUGGACACUACGCUCAUGGUAGCAAGAAAAGUCGGGGUGGAAACCCUAGCGCUCCCCAUUAGGGGGCGAAACGGCCAAUAUAAAAAUGAGGGAUUCCCCAACUUCGGCCGUUGAUAUGAAGCUGACUAGCUGAGCCCGCUCUAAAUCUCUGCUCUAUUCGUCUUAUUAUUCCAUUUUUGGCUCCUAGAGCUUAUGCAGAUUAGAUAGUAGUACAUUUACUGUAAAUUUUGCUUCAAGGUUUCAUCUUUCAAGCUCUGACUAUUGCCCAAUGGUGGAAAGCAAUUACAUUGAUCGGCUGCAGAUGGUUGAACUUUCUAUUCCCAUCGCUAGCCUUCACUCACCACCGCGGCAUCCACCUCCUUAUCUUACCACCGCCAUCGCCACCACCGUGCACACACCCCCCCACGACUGCAGUGGUGGUUUUUUGAAGGCUGGCAAAUGGAUGCCAUCGGCGCUGAAUGAUUCUAAGCUAUGAGAUCUGAGGGCAUUUCUAAUCUGUUUCUUCUUAUCUAAAAAGAACAAACUUUUUUCCUCUUCUCUGGGUCUUGGUUUAUCUUUUGAGUAUAUUCAUGACGUUAGCUUAAAUUUAUGUAACUUUCUGGUUAAAAUGUUGGCGAUUGGUAGCUGAAAUUUUCAGUCUUUAUGGUAUUUUGACUGAAUGGUUGUGACUGGAUUUGCCCGAUGAUGAAAGCUCUUGUUGAUUUGAGCUCUCCUGUACUCAUAAUCUUCUUAAUCUCUCUCCAUUGGCACUCUUGUUGUUGUUGUUGUUGUUGUUGUUCCCAUUGCCAUUGUUACAUAGAAUUUCUAUGUACAGCUACUGCUGCUCUUACUAUUUGGUGGUAGCAGUAGUGGCAUUGUUCUCUCCCUUUUGCUUCUCGUCAGAAUAUAGAAGACGAGUAACUUACCAUCUAUGAAUUCUCAUAACCAGGAGAAUCUGAGGGCAUAGGAUACUGUUUAUUCUUAUUGUAAUUGAUCCAAAUUUUGUGGAAAUUGCUUGUCUGAAAGUGAAAAUGGCUAGUGGUAAUUGUAGGCUGUGAUAAAACAUAAUGUUAGGAAGUGCUUUCACGGCAACUUUAUUUGUUAUCAGUCUCUUGAUAAAUUUUCAGGUUACUCCGUCACGUGUCAGUCUCAUAGAACAGCCUCUUGAAGGACUCCAUAGCUUCAGCUUCCAAGCAAAUUGUCAAGGACAGACUCCCAUCAGCAUUUCGUGGCAGGAGGUGCCCUGUCCCUUCAUUGGAGUCCACUUUGCGAGUUAGUAUUGGACUUCCCCAUCCAAAGUCUGCACCUUUGAAAGGGAGGUUCAUCCAGCUCACCAGCAACAGGUUGGGCGAUUGACAGGGUCGAACCUCGAUGACUCCCUCAGGAUUGCUGGGAUCUUCCAUGUAAUAUAUUGAUGACCUUAGAUACUCAUCAUCCAUCUUGGAUAUUGCCUUUCGAAUUCUACCUACUGUUUGUAGCAUUGGCUCAUUAGCAAGCUCUCGUGUUGCAGCGAAUGCUUGUGGUAAGAACAAUCACGUUGCCUAAGUUCUCCCGAGCAAUUGGAGGUUUCAUUCUGGAUCUGGCAUUGACUGGGAUCUGCAAUUUGGUUGGCUGCUCAUCUGUCAAGCCGCGUGCUUUGCUGACACAAUGCCAUAUAUGUGCUGACAAGAUCUCGUAGGUGCUGUGUCUGACCUCUGAUUGGUUGCUCCUUGGAUUGGCCUUCUCCUUCAGUGUUCUCGGUUGGUCUGGUGUCAUCUUCAGGAUGUGGUUGGUAGAUGGUUUUGGCUGGCUUUGUGGUUGUAGUGGAUUGGUAUUUGCAAUCAUGAUAGGGUGAGGGUCAUGCUCGGUGUGGUGAAAUUCUCGGGCUGGUUCUCGAGCUUUGAGAAUGCUGCGGUCCAUAAUCGGUAUGGUUGCUGUCAAGAACCAGUUGAUCCCAAUAACUCGAGUUGUUGGGAGAGGUUCAAUCGUGGAUCUUAUACCACUCUCUAACACGCCCCCUCAAACGAAAGCCAACCCAUGGGCUUGAAGUUUGCACAGGCCCACCAUACCAUGUGGUUGAAAGACAACGGUUAAUAUUGGUGGUCGUGAAGAUUCGAACACAUGACCUUUUGGUUCUAGGCUCUGAUACCAUGUCAAGAACCAGUGAUACCAUGUCAAGAACCAGUUGAUCCCAAUAACUCGAGUUGUUGGGAGAGGUUCAAUCGUGGAUCUUAUACCACUCUCUAACAGUUGCAAGGUAUACACCACGAGUCAUCUCUGCCCAAGUGUUGAUGAAGCUGAGUGCCCUCCGAGUAUUACCCGACCCGUAGUAGCGUGGGGCCCGCCCCGCCCCGAACCAUUGCCAUCACUAGAUAGAAUGGCACCAGCGCCCUGAGCAUCCUUCAGCACUUUGGUUUCGAAUAAAUCUUAAUAGCUUACAAACAUGUUGCAGUGCUGUUCUUUCUUUAUUUUAAUUCUUAAUAUAAAUAAUUAAAGCCAUUAAGUUCUAUUUUCCCAAAAGGGCGAUUAAAGGCUUAAUUGCAAG